ACAAAAAUAAUUCGAAUUGCGUCUUCUGUCUUGACAACAAGAACGGAUCCUCGUCAAGGAAAAUAAGUGUUUUUGCGACAUCAAUGUAGCAAUUAAGCAUUAAAUCACUCUUCUCUAUUGUGGAGUGUAGUUAGUAAUGGUUGUAAUUAUUGUUUUUUGAUUUUUAAUAUACGUUUUGUUCUAUGAAUUUCCUUUGAAAGUAGUCUUCCAUUCUUAACCUCUACUAGUAAUGGACAAUCCAUUCACAAUGUCUGAAGAAUCUGAAAUCAGCAAAAGCACUGAAAAUGUGUUUCAAGAGUGUAAUUUAAGUUACAGUGAUAUUGCUAAUAAAUUAUUGAAAGAUAAGCUUCUAUUAACAGCGUUAGAACUACACUCUGAACUUAUUGAAACUGGGCGAGAAAUACCACGAUUGAAAGAAUACUUUUCCAAUCCUGGAAACUUUGAAACGCAAUCAGUCCGUCAAGAAUUUAUUCCAAUACCAAGAUCUUCGUCGCAAGUGACUCUGGACUCGUUGGACAUGACUCGCUUCUCGGAGGAUGGCGAACGUGGAGGCGUCGAUGAACGAGUUGCUGUGCUCGAGUUUGAACUGAGGAAGGCCAAAGAAACCAUCAAUGCUCUGAGAGCUCGGCUCACUGUUGCUACAGAAUGUGAAACACCUACAACGGAUAAUGGAUUGGGAAUAAAAUCCCUCCAUUGUGAACCAAUCAAGCCUCAUGAGCAGAGGGCACUCAAUUUCCUUUUGAAUGAGUAUUUACUCAUGCAUGGAUAUAAAUUGACGUCCAUUACAUUUGCUGAUGAAAAUGAGGAUCAGGAUUUUGAAGACUGGGACGACGUUGGUUUGAACAUUCCAAAGCCAGCUGAACUCUUGCAACUAUACAGAGAUGCAAUGCGACAAGGUGGCUAUAUGACUGAAACUAAAACAGAAAUAUCAACUCAGACUGAAGAAUUGAACAAUGAUUAUGCUUCCGGGGAGAGUAAAACAUUGAUUACUGAAAAUCAAGAAUUGAAAGAUAGGAUCUUCCAGUUGGAAACUGAAAAGUCUGAACUUUUGGCUAAAAUUGAAAGGUUGAACGAACCGGUUCAGCCGGUGACGACUCACUUUUCGAUGUCGACCACGACUGUGUCGAGUAGCUCUGUGACAGCGACCGCAGAGCAUUGCGGCGACGAGCAGACGCGACUGAGCACGCACAGCGGAACGCCAGAGCACUUCGAAAUCGUGCCGGCUGGCGAGGAGACGGACGGAGCGACGGAGCGGGAACGCGAGCGGGACGAUGCGUCGAGCCUGAACGAGACUGAGUGGCUGCGAGUGACCGACUCUGAGACGGGCAGCGGUGUGUCCGCCCUCGAGCGACUGGAGCCAGCCGGCGCCGAGGCUCGAGGCUCGCCGAUCGACAUUCUCAACAGCGCCUCCAGUUUGAAGAGGCCUCUACCAGUAGUAUUCCAAAAAGAAGUGCUAGCCAAGUGCUUUGUUAAUACUUCGAAAGUGACGGAAACUCCUCUCUUGCAAGAUAUAUUACUAGAAGGCAUCUCACAAGAAAAGCUUGUUCAUAUAUUAGCUGUUAGUUUACCAAGAAUCAUUCCAAAUAUAGUGCUCAACAAACGAGACGAAGCAGUUCCUUUGAUUAUAUCAACCAUUCAUUUGAGUCCUAAUCCAGUUGAAAGGGAAGGCCUAAUACAGUUGCUAUUCAACUUGAAGAAGAGGCCACACGAGGAUGAAAGAAGGAUCAUUCUGACUGGUAUGGUUGGUUUAGCGAGAGUGACAGACGCACAUGUAGUGGAGGGUGAACUUUUGCCGCAGUGCUGGGAACAGAUGAACCAUCGCUACGUCGAAAGGCGGCUGCUAGUGGCUGAAGCAUGCAGUGCCCUUGCUCCAUAUGUGUCUAGUGCUUUGAGGAAUUCACUGCUUCUAUCGAUGUUGCAACAGCUGCUUGUUGAGGACAGAGAGGAGACGGUGAGACUGAGCUGCGCCAAGAGUUUGACAUUGGUCAUUGCUCUCAUUGCUGAUGUAGAUAAAUAUUCACAGUGUGAAGAACUAGUAUUAAUAGCUUUACAAGACAACUCGGCAAAUGUUGUUCAGGCUACCAUUCAAAUGUUGUUACCAGUUCUAGCGAAAUGGGCAUUCGAUCUCCAAAGACUGCAAUCACAUCUAUUGACGAAAAUAUUGUAUCUGAUAAAGACAUAUCUUCAGAAAGAGGAUAAACCCAAUGCUAAUGAAUCGCCAUUGAGAAACAAACCAGCAUUGGACAUCAGAACAUCAUGGAUCAUCAAUGCCUUCCGGUCUCUACUUCCUUAUUUGCUCAUGAGUGUGGCAACUGUGCAAGAUGUAACCCAGAGAAUAGAUUCCAGUCUCCCUCAGGCAGAGUCAAGAAGUGGAUUCGCUGAUCUCUGCCGAAGUUUGACAAAUCCAGCUGUCUUCUACGAUGGAGAGUACAAGGUUGGAGCUAUAAUGAGUGCCUUUGAUUCUGCAAUAACCACUAUUGAAUGGCCUGAACUCACCUGGGUCUCUGAAACCAUGGUUCCGGAGUUACUGAAUGACUUGGAACAUGUGAGAAUAGACCAAGAAGAAAUACUUUUCUCAUUCAUAUCAUUUUUUAAAGCUCUAAACGCCGGAUUCGGACGAUUCUUUGCCAAACAAAAGGUUAAAAGUUUGUUCAUGGAGAAGCUUCAAAUUCUAGAAUCGAGUCUGACAAGCGUUGGCAACGAAUUUCCUACCUGCUCAAUCAUUCCUGUAUUCCUUUUAGCUGUUGAAGCUCCAUAUCAGGUAACUAACAAUGCUUAUUUAUCAAUAUUACUUGAGUUAUUCAUUACAUUCGUUAAUUAUAAUGUACAAAAUUAUUAUCUACUCCACUCAAAAAUAAUAUGUUUUACAGGAGUCGUCCAUCCAAGACACGUUGUGAGGCACGCCACUGCCAACCUGUUUUUGUAUGUGAUACCGAACGUAGGCGAAUCCAUCACUACAAAUAGAAUAGUUCCUGCCCUUAUAACCCUCGCCAGUGAUCCUCAACUAGCUGUUAGAACUGCAACUAUACCGGUAUUUGGUGCCUUGAUCGAAAAUUCAACCAAUAAAGAGGUGCUUGAUAAAACCUACUUUCAACUACAGAGCUUUCUAAGUGAUCCGGCUGCUAGGGAUGACCAUGCAACCGUUCUACAGCUAGUUACAACGCUUGGCCGAAUCGUGUCCAAUUGUGACUCCUGGUUCAGAGAGGAAGUAAUCCUCCCACACUUAGCCGCCAUGGCUGCUUACACGAUGCAACUCACCAAUCAAACUCGUCGAAUAGAUCUCGGUACCACGCUGGUCGAGGCUUUCUCCGCAUCUGUCUAUUGCUCACUUUCAAAAAAUACUAUCACCACUGUCUUAUUACCAGGAUUAGGUUACCUUGAGAAUCUAUGCAGCCAGUCUUUGCCAAGUCAUCAUGGAAGCGUCCUCAUUAUGAUACAAGAAGCUGAAUCUAGAAGUGAUAUUAAUAAACCGAUUGAAAGGUCUUCCAGUGGGAUGAGUCUAGCUCAAGCAACCAGUAAUGUUGGCCAGGGCGUAGAAGACAUGAAGCAAAAAAUGACAAAGAUUUUUCAAACUCCGUUAUCAAGGCCUACUAAUCUUCCGAAUCUCCAGAGUAUUUUUAGGAAAAAGUAAUUUUUUUAAUCAGGUCUACUUUGAAUUCUCACUCUUUACUAUGAAGUAUUAUGUAGAAUUAAUUUAAAUAUACAGUGUAUUAUAUAUUACCUAGUAUUUUUUCAAUUCACUCUCAAAUCAAUGUAUUAUUUGCAAUGUUACUUAUAAUUGUUGUUGCUUAUGUAUUAUAAGAUUUUAUCAUGGUUCAUUGUACACUUUUAUUAUUAUUUAUUUUAAGAGAAUACAGCACAUGAAGACUGUUAA
Nilaparvata lugens (brown planthopper) is the source of this 3874-nucleotide messenger RNA. RefSeq names its product RAB11-binding protein RELCH homolog. The transcript is spliced from 22 exons. The record is from RefSeq and is a predicted model, not a curated record. The coding region runs from base 230 to 3631 and encodes 1133 amino acids. Gene Ontology annotation, molecular function: protein binding. Gene Ontology annotation, cellular component: recycling endosome; trans-Golgi network. Lineage: Eukaryota; Metazoa; Arthropoda; Insecta; Hemiptera; Delphacidae. Gene Ontology annotation, biological process: intracellular cholesterol transport.